UAAUCUCGUCCGCAUAAGUCUCAGAGUCGCCGCCUCGUCCGUAUCUCAACAGACCCCCGGCACAACAUUUAUUCACCAUGGCGGACUCCAUGAACGACGAGACUAAGCUGAUGCUACGGAAGGCCUUCGCUAUGUUUGACGAGAACAAGACGGGCUUCAUACAGACAGACAAGCUACUGGGUAUACUCGGUGAUCUGGGACAGCAAGUGGACCCGGAUGAGUUGAGGACAGCUAUUAAACAGAUGGAUGUGGACGGGUCGGCUGUGGCGGAGGGUAAGCUCACCUUCGAUCAGUUCGUCAAUAUCGUCGGCUGUUUCAUGGAGGACGAGGACGAUGAAGCCAUGGCGGAGGAGUUGAAGGAGGCCUUCAGAAUGUACGACAAGGAAGGUAACGGCUACAUCACCACGCAGACGCUGAAGGAGAUCCUGAAGGAGCUAGAUAAUAAGUUGACUAGCGAGGACCUGGACGGUAUUAUUGAAGAGGUUGAUGAGGAUGGUUCAGGCACUGUCGAUUUUGAUGAGUUUAUGGAGAUGAUGACGGGAUAAAACAGAACUGAUGAAGGGAACAAGUGAUAGAGAGAACUAAAAGUAACCCUAUUUUUGUAAGUCCAGCGAGUAUCGUCAACCUUUUCAACUGUACAACAAACCAAUAUCAUAUUCUUCUCGUUAUUUUUGGCUGGAUUGAGCUAGACCAAAGCCCGCCCUGCCUGACGUGACGUAUAAAACUUGUCGCACAAGUGGGAUUAUUUUCUCAAACACGAUUUCACGCAGGCAAUGGUCAAGUCUCGUGUACAUUUACCUGACAAAAAAUAUUCAAAGAAAUCAAUGCAUACGCUUUCUGGAUCAUUUGAGGAAUUUCCAACCCAGGUUAUUUCCCCUAAAAAAUAACCACCUUAACGCAAACCUAACCACCCCAGGUUAUUUUCCUUAAAAAAUAUCCACCUUAACGCUAACCUAACCAAACCUAACUAAACGUUAACUUAAACUAAACGCUAUCCUAACCUAACGCCAACCUGGUCUAACCUAGCUAACGCUAACGUAACCCAAUCUAAUCUAGCCUUACCCAACGCUAACCUAACCUAACGCUAACCUAAUCGAACCUAAUCUAACACUAACCUAACUUAAUCUGACCUAAUCUAACGCUAACCUAAUCUAAUCUAUCGUUAAAUUAACCUACCGCUAACCGAAUCCACCUUCAUCUAACACGAACCUAACUUAAUCUAAUCUAACUUAAUCUUACACUAACCUAACCUUUUCUAAUCUAACGCUAAUCUAACCUAACC
Molecule: messenger RNA, 1282 nt
Organism: Homarus americanus (American lobster)
Lineage: Eukaryota; Metazoa; Arthropoda; Malacostraca; Decapoda; Nephropidae
Product: troponin C, isoallergen Bla g 6.0101-like
Exons: 6
Coding region: 78-545 (155 amino acids)
Molecular function (GO): calcium ion binding; enzyme regulator activity
Source: RefSeq, a predicted model, not a curated record